GUGACCAAACAAGAUGGCGAUAUCCAUCAUAACAAACGUUGAACUUCUGAACUUCAAUGGCAGAUCUUAAAUAUGCCAUUAUCGUCGAUACCUUGUCAAAGUACUGGCUAUCGUGAUUCGGGAUGGAACAAGCCACAAACAAAGAAGAUUUCCCUUAUAAAGAAGAGCGUCGAUACUCUGUCGAAAGGUUGUUUCGGUACUUCUGCAACAACUUGUACCUGGGGCAGUGGGAGGUUGCCCGUGCCUGUCUUCAGCAGCUGCACCGCGAGGGCCAAUUGAUCGGAAGGAACAUCAAGGACUUUCUUCGGGACAUUACAGAAAAUCCUUACGAGAGAAGCUUGUGUAUUGGUCCAGAAUGCUCUGUCACAUCCCCUCAGCAGCUGUCCUGGCUCAGUCUCCAGGAGUACAGGAGACUCAACACACCCUGCUCUGAGGAUGACGAGAAGAGGACCUUUGAAAUUUUGCAACAAAACACUGAGUUCCACUUGUUGCUUCUGGAAGCCUGUCACAAUGUGUCCGAGUGUGUGAUUAGGGAUUUAUAUAAUUAUCACAAAUGCAUCACUGAAGCCCCCCUGACUAGUGGAAACAAACCUGCCUCUGUCACCCUGUCAUCAGAUCUUCAAGAAUUUCUCCAAACCAAGCUACUGGAACAUCCUAUCUUGGGACAUGCUCUCAUACAUGCAAUCUUGGCAGAGAAAAAAUACACGUUCUUAAAGAAAAAUAAUGACAUUCUGCAAAACAUUUACCUACAGGCUAUAAAUAAUAUUUUGGAUAGAUAUUCCAAUUUCUGUACCAGAGAGGAGACUGCAGCUUCAAGGGAGGCCAAAAUACGAACAGUAUAUGAGCUACUAGCAUUGUACAACCCAGAACCUUAUCAGAACUAUGCCCCUUUGAGAGAACUCUUCACAAGAUUUCUUGAGCUGUCUGCUAGUGAUGGUAGUGUGCUGGACAGAGAAAGACUUCUGUCAUCAAUGGUUGGCAAGACAAAUACAUACUUGGUAGAAGAAUUCUGUAAAUUGGAAUAUGAGUUGGAAAACAAAUGUGUACCCAGUGGUAACCAUAGAUACAACGGUCUUGAUGAGAUUGUGAGACAAUUCUUUCAUUGGAUAAAAAACUCUGAUGUGAAAAUUCGUCUACAUUGGUUAUUUGUUCUUUGUUUAAAAAGAGAGCAACAUUUCCUGAAGACCAUACUAGACACUGCCAUCAACUUGAUGAAGAACAGUUUAUUUGGUGAGCUGACAGAGUUGUUAAAACCAGAGGAGUUAUGGCCCCUGAAACCACUUCUUCUAUUGCAUGGCUGGUCCUUUUGUAAAUCAUGCUCCCAGGCCAAAGUACUGCUGGAUACACUGUGGGACGAUCAGGUCCAGUUCCAGCAUCCAGCAUUAGAGGCAGGUUGUAGCAAGCUUUCCUACCAAAUAGACCUCAUACAGUGGUGUCUGGACCGUACAAAACCGCUGCUGAAGGAGAACGAGGAUGGCCUAACGAGUCACCAGAAGCGUGCGGCAGAUAUGUUCCUUGGCUUGGAGACCCACUCUGUGCUGUUUGUUCUCCAUCGGUCCACCAGAAUAUCUUCCCUUGAUCAGGAAGAAGUCUUUCAUCUACUGCAGAAGAGCCCUCUACAAGGGGAGACAGUAGGUCAUAAGUCAAAGAAGAAGGUCAAGUUUGUCAGGUUUGCUUCAAAAGAAGAUGACCCAGCGAAAACCGAUAGUCUACCUGAUGUACACCUUGAGAGGUGGAGGGACAUGAGUAUAUAUAGUGGAUUCUGUGUGAUUAGAAAUGUGAUGGAGGCCAUCUACUUUUGUGCUGAAUACCCAGACAGCCGACUGGUGAACCCUGUCCGGCCAGCCCACCAAAGGUCCUAUGGGGAGGUACCAGCAGAGGACAACUUUAAAAAGUCUAAAAAUGGUGGCCACAGUGUUAACAAGAAAAUCACUGAGAACUUCCAGACUGUGUACACUACAAAUGUCACAGCGAAGUUGAAUAAGGCUAGACAUUACCUCGCUCGUCUACAGCCAUUGGCAUUUCGAUUAGAAAUUUUAGAAGAUCUAUUUUCGCUUUUGUUUGUUACUCACGAAGACAUUCAAGAAAGCUCACUUGUAGAGACUGAUAGUGACGAGGCUGCAGACUAUGAUAGCAGUCGCAACAACACAUUAGACGAAGACUCGCAGCCCAUGAGUUUGGUUUCAGAAGAAAGUGUGUCACCUCAGCAUGUGGAAGGGCAAUCUGUGUUUAAAAAUCAAACUUCUGAGAUGUCUUAUUCAGAUCAGAAGUUUUUCCCUGUCGGCAGUGCUUAUGAUGAGCCGUUCAUUGAUAGUGGGACCAAACCUAGCCACAAAAGACCUAACACAGAAACAAAGAAAGAAAAUGAUAAAAGUUGUAUUGCCAGGGAAGCAAAGAAACAUAUAACAACUGAGAAAAAUAAGAAAGAAUUGAAAGCAAGAGUGAUACACAAGGCAGAGAUAGAAAUGGCGCAGAAAGCAUCGGAGAACGGUACAUGCAGUGCCCACAGUGUUGAUAGUUUAUCAGGGGGAGCGAGAUUUGGCUUCCUCACCAAUGAGUAUCUGGUCAGGGAUAUCCUUGCUAUGCUAAAAGAUUGCCUGGUAGAUUUAGGUGCCGCUCGGUUUAAAGUAUUAGGGAAAGAUCCAGAAAAGGAAAAAAGCAGUGGAAAUGUUAUUCAUUGUGCAGAAGACUCUGAGGAUGUGAUAGAUGUACGGUUAGAACAGCCUCUCAGCCACAUGGUCCAGUCAAGCAUUGACUCCUCAGUUAUGAAGAAGAGAAUUGCACAAUUGACUCAGUAUGUCCAUGAAGCACAAUGGCGUUUCCAGUUAGUCUGUCACGAAUGUAUUCCACAAUCUGUCGGCCAGGUGUUACUGGAGGCAGUGAGUGUUACAGAUGACAAGUGGGAGGAAGACCAAGGUGUAGGGGGUCACAUCAUGGAAAGUCAGCUUAACAACAGGAGGCAUACACCCACUGGUAGCACAGGAAGUAGAUCUAGUCCAAGUCAGGAGAGUGAAGUACAGACAGACAGUGGGUUUGAAGGUCAGAGGCGCAGACGAAGGUCACGUAGCCGUCACUCUGCUCGAUGGAAAGGGCCUCAUCGUUACCCAGUUGGAAUCAUUCCUUUAAUGUUGUCCUCCCCAGAAUCCCUUCUCAACAUGUGUAUCUGCAAAGGCAAUUACCCACAAGCCUCCCAGGUCACAAAGUUACUGAAACUCGAGGCCAGACCUGAGGUUGCAGAGGUGUCCUUCUCCCAAUCUUAUAGUGAGGCUGUCAGGAAGCUCCAUGGACUAAACAUCGGGUCACACAAGAACUCUGUUCCAAAAUCUAGCAAGCCAGGGAGGUCCAACAUGAAAGCCCUGGCCUCAGUGGCUGCUGCAGGGGUUGCCACGGUGUCCAUUAGCGGGGUUGCAGAGAAGCUUCUAUCACAACCAAACCUUCCUAGUGUGCCGAGCUGCCGGACAUGGGGGUCACUGCCUGCCAAGGUAGAGUGGACAUUCCAGCAGGAGAAUGGUGAGGUGAUGAUUCUGUUUGAUCUGCUAUGUAUAGGCUGUAGAACAUGGGAAAUGUGUAACAACAUGAUAGACUCCAUCAAGGUUCAGCUGAAGGAAAAACCCGGCAGCUCAAGGUCAACAGUGGGCAGGAAUGAGGUUGGUGGCAAGGAGCAUGGUGAGGAAGGUAAACGGUCCAGACAGAAGGACCUGCGAGACAUGGUGCUUCAGUUUGAGAGGAUUCUGCAGCUGGGGACAGGUGUGGACAUUAUGACACCAUCACCAGGACAACAGGAAAUAUCUACAGCCCUAUACAAACACAGCAUACAGACAUUCCUACAGACAGCCACUCUACCCCUCUCUCCUGACCACUGUAAGCUUUACGCACACCUCACCUUGGAUGUCAAGAAGUGCUUAAGUAAUGUGGAAUCUGCAUUUAUCUUGGCCGAGAGGUCACCUGUCGAUGGAAGCCCAAGUAAGAAACGGAAGGAGAGUGCUAGUAGUGUCAGCUCACAAGCAUCUCCUAAAAAAAAUGAGCAAGUCCAACCAGAACGACCAGCGAUACACAGUACCAUGAAGCAACUCCUACAGACCCUUGGCAGAGACCUACCUCUCGGUGGCUUGUGUCAACUGUUUAACAAGGACAAGUGCACGGAUCAAAGAAGGAAUCGAGAUUACCUACUCCACCUGUAUGAACACCUCAAACGACUGGCUUUUGUAGUGGCUGAGAAUGAAGCAACCUCAAGAGAAACCAUAGUGAUGCCGACAAAUUAUUUUAAGAUGUUGAACGAAGGCCCAAUCUACACACUGGGCAGACUGGUGUUCUCAAAGAGGAUCCCACCCUCGAGACUGGAGAAGGUGGCCCGGGAACUCAGUCUAAACCUGACUCACAUCAUUGUACACAGCUGUUGUCCCAGCAUUCCAAGCAAACAUCUCCCUGUCACGCAUACGGGGCCAUUCUGUAGAGAUACCAACAAGGUAGGGACCAAAUUUCUGAUGAACAUUCCAGCUGGGGGUGUGCAGAAAUGCAUUCUCAAGCAACAGAACCCUGAGGAGGUGGUGCGCGAAAUUCUCACUCGAAUCCAGCGACUCAUGAAAGAUACAGCUAGCAAAUGUAAUGCAAAGGGCAUAUUUGAUGUGGCUAGUGCUUUGGUGAUGAUGAAAACACCUGAGUAUGAUGACAUCAUCACAAGUACACAUAAACUGGUGACACUGGACUUAAAUCUGUUCAAAAAUCAAGAUGACAAAGUCUGUUUCUAUGGAAACUUACAAACCUUGAUGUCCAUUCACAUGAAUCUUGAUUUGAUAAUGGAGGGUGAAAAUGAGGAUGAUGCUGAGGAAACAGUGAGAAGGCCAAGAAGAGGCAAGGAGUUGUCGGACAUGACAACUGCAGAACAAAUAGCUCACCUCAACAUGUUUAGUUACAGUGUGGGACAGUUGGGUCCCAUUAGUUUGUUUGAACUGAAGUUUGUCAUCAAUCGGAAUGGCCUGCUGUCACCACUGAUGUGGGAAGGGCUUCUGGAAUGGGCCAUACAUGAUAUUGAUGAGGCUGAUCCAUGGCAUCAGUACCUGCCCACACCUGAACCACGCCUCAUCUUUCUCACCACUGCUUGUGCCCAGUCCUCUCCUCCUCUACAGGUGUUGAUCCCUGAGUUACUGAAGAACCAACUGGAGACGGCCAUGCACAAAUAUCUCGACCACACUGUGCUUGUAGACAAGGAGCGCAAAACAGUAACAAUUCCAGAGCUGAUGAUGUGGUACAAACGUGACUUCAGCAGUGAACAGGAACAGGAACUUAAUGCACGAAAUGAAGGCAUCAUCAACAUCAUUGCAGGUCAUAUGACUGGUGCUACCCAGGAGGCAUUGCAGGACCUCAUCAGUCUGGACAGUAUCCAUGGUUACUCAGAGAAUAUAGACAUGACUGGUAGAAAGGAGCUGCCAUUCCAAACAGGAGUCACAUCUUACAAGGCAGAUUUCAUGGUUACAUUUGAUUUCACUGUUUUACAAGACCGGGCGCAAAAGUUCAAAGGUCACAGACGCAUCACCUCUCUGCCAAAGAACUUGUCACUUUCUGUAGAUAGAAGUCGUAGUCUGUCUAAUCCUAAGUCACCAGUAAUACCUUCCUAUCAGCUCACCCCUGUAACGUUGGACUACAUUAAGACAGAGUGCCCCCUGGUAGCAACCUUGGUCAGUCUGGUUUGUUCGGAUGACCUUGACGACAUUGAGGAUCAUAUGGAGAUGGAUUAUUUCACCAAGAGUGAGACUCUGAGAGGAAGAACACAGUCAGAAAUGAGUCUGAUGGAUAUCAGGAGCUACCGGUACCAGAAACUAACUGACGAGUACCCUACACUGAAGCGCCACCUGUUGAACUAUGUCAUACCUAUUGCUGGUGCUGAAGACCCCGAGAUACUGAAAGGAAGAGACUCGCUACUUAAGUUGAUAACAAGCAAUUUUUCUGAGAAGGUGAAGGCUUGCAUGUUAAAUCUGCCUGGAAACUGGCAGUUCCAGACGGUGGUCGUCUCUAUACUCAAUGAUCUUCUGUUGGACAGGAAGUGGUCAGAAAUUCUGCUUGUCCUUGACAGUCUACCACCCACACUUGUGCGGGAGACCGGCUCCUUCUGUUCUCUGUAUGACUUCUCACUCACUUGUCUUGUCCAGAGGGUGUUUAACAAGACAAAGGUCACCUUGACACCUGAUGUGACCUCUGUGACCUUUGUUACCAAACAGGCGGCAGACACAGCAAUGAACUACCUUCGCAGAUUUCUGUGUCCUGUAACUAUGACACGUCUGCUGCUGUACGUAUACAAGAAGCUGCCAAUGGACCAAAACAUGGAAUUGUUCCAAAUGUGUCGCCACUUUGUGAUGGUAGAGCACAUGAUUAUGGUGGUACAUCAGAAACUAAGGGAACUCAGCAUGUUUAACAGAAUCACAGCGUGUGCUAAGAACCUACAGUUCAGACUAGCCAUGAAGACCACAGGCUAUGUGGAUAUGGAGGACAAGAAGGGUUACCAUACAUCUCUAGAUAAGUUCACUGACUGGCGUAACCUUCUGAGACCAGAGGUUAUCUCCCCUGAAGAAAUUCUGGUAGUGCUGUUAAGAGCGGGUGAUGAUGAAACUGCCAAGACAUGGUGUCGUCAUGUCCAAUUCCCCAAUGAGAAAUACCUAGAUGUAGUGGAGCACCAGGUGAUUUCCUUGCUGGAACAGAAGCCCUCACAGCCCUCGGAAAACAACAAGGCAUUCCUCGUUCUAGAGGAAGUGAAAUCAACAUCAGCGGCUGAUUGUCUUGCUCUGUGUCAGAAACUACUGGAGAAACUGGCUAACCAGACAGAUGUUCUGUUUAUAGCAAGAUACAUCAUCACCCAGCUGGAGCCAUUGUUACUGGACGACAAAAAGGACCAACUCAAAAUGACACAUAUGGGAGCUAAGGUGUUGCUGUGCCUGCCGAGCAAUAUCCGGGGAGAGUACUGUCAUCUAGUGUCUUCUCCAACUCUUCUCAUUGAACAGCUGCUUAUGAAUAUGAAGAUUGACCUUGCUGGUAAGGCAUAUGAAACCAUCAGGAAGGACCAGGUCAAAGUUCAAAAUCCAAGUCUGAGGUUCACUGUAGAGCAGUUCAACCACCUGGUGGCAACCUAUGCCACAAAGGCCCUGGAGUUUGUCACAGUACAGGUCAUUGUAUCAGGGAAGGAAAGAACUCAUUCACAAUUAUCAAAUUCAUCCAUCCCUGAGAAACAUGAUGGGAGCACAGAGCAUGCCCUAUUAUCAACCAGAAAAUCGGUUGUGUUUGAGACAUUGAGGGCCAGCAGAAGGAGUGUGGAUAUAUCAGCCCUGCAGAAAACCUCUACUAGUGCCCCUUCACCAGGCCUCCCCCCAACCCUGGCACACCGUCAGAGUCCUGGUGGUAGUCAACUGUUUGUGAUGCCAUCAGAACCGCCACCCAAGGACCGGUGGGUGCAGGACAACGCCACCGACACCUGUAUGGUCUGUCACAUGGAGAAAUUCAGCAUGUUCAAUAGGCGUCAUCACUGUCGGCGAUGUGGUCGUUUGGUGUGUGCCCAGUGUUCUACCAAGACCACCAUGAUACAGGGAAUUAGGGCAAGGACGUGUAACGACUGCUUUGAUCAAACUCACCUCUCACACAGUAAGCUUGCUAAAAUUCAGCGAGAGGCUGCCAGGAGAGGAGGAAGUCCAACAGAGUUCCGACGUGCUUCUUCUACCAACAACCUUGGGGACAUAGCAUCUAUCAAGGAGGACAGUGUGGGGGAGGAUACUAGUUACAUGGAACAGCUGGAACUGCAAUGGCAGCUAAAGGCAGGAGAUGACUCUCACAACUCUGUGGUCAGGGAUGAUUUCUGUUUUGAGCAGGCACCCAGUACAUCAUUGUGUAUGUCCAUCCUGGAUCUCCAUAGUAACACCAAGGCCAGUGGCCAGUUGGUCCUACAGCUGUGUGAUGAUCUGUCUAAACACCUAAAGUCCAUUGCUCCUGGACUUCCCAACCCAGAGGUGGAUUACAGCCUUGUUCUGAGUAUGAUGAAGAGCCUGUUGUUUCAUGCCAAGAUGAAGUUUAGUGAGUGUGGCGAGACACAAGGUCUAGGUCAGUGUGAGCUAUAUCAGGGUCGUAUAGACAUCCUCGGGGUGCUAGUGGCCGACAACUACCGGGACCUGCCUUCCCUCCAGGAGCUCACCAAACCAGACAUAGUCAGGCGCCUACGUGACAAGCUUAUUGAAGCAGAGCGUCUUCCUCUCGCUGUGGAGGUGUCCACAAAAUGUGGUCUGGACCCUGCUGGUGUGUGGGCUGCCUGGGGCAUGAGCUGUCUCCAGGGUGGUGACUUCAACAGGGCAAGGGAAAAGUUAGGCAGGUGUCUCAAGGUACCAAAAGAUAGGAACCAGAGCCAACAGGAAUCUACACUACUGUCUGAUAUCAUCAGCUGUCUGGAAUCUAUGUCUGGGGUCGGCUCAACAGAGUAUCAGAUGCUGUUGACCAAUCCUGGCUCUGUUAAAAGUAUACUAGCCUGUCCUACUGCUAGCUAUACUGAUGAGGCUGAUGUGGAGUCAGCCCAGUACCAAGAAUGUUUGUAUUACCUCCGUACCUACGCAUCUUUCCACACCAUCGUCAGCUUCCACCGUGGGAAUGGCUAUUGGAUGAAAGCUACACAGUACAUACUUGACCAUAAGUGUUCCAGUGAAGUGUUUGUGGAUGCCCUACUGUCGCCGGCCAUUGAGGAAGGGCGGUUGGGGGAGUUAGUGGAUCAGAUGGUGAUGAUAGACCCUUCACUUGAGCGCUGGCAUCCCUACCUAACCACCGCCUGUCGCUAUCUUCUUAAACACAGGCUUCACCACACUCUGUACCAGUUCCAGCUCUUCAUGAAGGAUUUCAUUCGUGCGGCCAUGACCUGUAUUACUUAUUUCUACCAGAAGGGAGCUCAGAGUUACCUUGACCUGUCAGGAAAAGUUAAUUAUUUGUACAAAGCUCACCAGCACCUACAGGCCUACCUUGAUCCCUCCCAGUGGGGGAGCAUUAGUCGCCCUCAGUUUCAAACUGAUAAUCACUCUGUUAACUGGGACAAACGCCCCGCAGAGGCCUCCAUCCGGCUCAUUCAGACCCCCGAGGAAGUCUCACGACAUCUGAUGAUGGUCAGCCUACAGAUUGAAGUGACCAAAUUUUUACAUGAGUGUCUCACGAACACCGAGGCAGACGCCACCAAAGUAGCUUCCUCCUAUGUCAACAUGGCCACCUCACAGCAGUUACCAACGUUAAUGGGCAGUUCCAAGGUCAAGGGGGACCUGGUCAUCAUGAUUUUACUCAGUGGAAAUGACAUUGUGCAAGCCUUUGGACUUGCCAAUAAGAUCUUGAAGGGAUACCAUCUGGGAGCAGGACCUCUUCUGACACACGCAGCUCGGGAGAUGGCCAAGCAAAGUCACUAUGACAACAUCCGUCAGCUUUUGGAUUGUAUGGUCAAGGGUAACCUUGGUGACGAUGACACAGUGGAUGAACUGGUGGGGGCGUGUAUCCUUGUUAUCUCAGAUAACCCUAAUGAGGCAAAAGAAGCAGAGAACCUGAUCAAGCUCCUGAGGAAGGACACCAAUAAGAUCAAUGCAUACAUCCUAUGUGGGAAGCUGCGGUCAGCCUACCUAAUGGCAGUGAAGUCUGAGAGAGUGGACGAUGUCCAGCGUAUAGCUGGGGCAGCACAACGUAUGGGACAGACAGCCGUCAAAAACAUCUGUAACAAGUGGCUUCAACAAAGGAAGUAGCUGUUACCAAGGGAAAUCACUCCAGACAUACCUAGUUCAAGGAAAGGAUCAGUGAUAAAUAAUAAGAUGUAGCAGAUGACAUCGUUGACUAGUAUUUGAGUUUAGCAAUACAUAUUUAUUGACUGUUAAAAUACUGCAUUGUAUACACAGGAGGAAGUCUUUUUAAACUUAAAAUUUGUAUGCUUUGCUUGUGUUAUAUCAGACAUGAUUCUUCUAAAUAGGUUCUUAUAUUUAUUUACAUACCUGCGUAUUGUACAGAGUACAAUGUGACCUACACAUCAGAUUGUUUGUGUUGUGAUAGUAUAUUACCUCUGUGAAGCUAUUUUAUAGUAAUUAUUAACUCGUUAAUGUUACAGUUUACCUACUCACACUGAAUUUGUUUUUAUGUCGUAUUUGAAGUUCACAAGUCUAUACAGCUCGGUGAAUAUAUUCAGAUAAUGUAUGUGAAAUUCACAUUUAAUCAGCCUCAAAGGUAGAAUGUAUAUCGUAUAGUAGACGUCCUGUGUUGUUUACAAAUGUCCACUGUACAAGUAAUGUGAAGUAAGGUUGUGAUACUAUAAUGUACAAUUAUAAUUUUUAACGCACUUCAGGUGAAGACUAAUUACAUCUGUACUAAUUAUAAUAAUAAGAUGAAACUUGCUUGUGUUUGCUAAGCUAUAUAUGCAUGAAUUUUAAAUUAUUCGUAUUAUAUGAAGCAACAUUGAAUUAAAUAGAACCCACUGUACUGUGUAUGCCAUAAGCAGAGGGUGUAGUAAUACUUAGUCUAACUGGCUUAUAGAAGGUCUAACUAGUCUAUAGAAAGUCUAACUGGCCUAUAGAAAGUCUAACUAGUCUAUAGAAAGUCUAACUGGCCUAUAGAAAGUCGAACUAGUCUAUAGAAAGUCUGACUGGCCUAUAGAAAUUUUAACUAGUCUAUAGAAAGUUUAACUGGCCUAUAGAAAGUCUAACUGGCUUAUAGAAAGUCUAACUGGCUUAUAGAAAGUCUAACUAGUCUAUAGAAAGUCUAACUAGUCUAUAGAAAGUGUUACUAGUCUAUAGAAAGUUUAACUGGCUUAAAGAAAGUAUAACUAGUCUAAAGAAAGUAUAACUGGCCUAUAGAAAGUUUGCUUUGUGUAUUUCCUUUUCAAUUGAAGUAUGGCUCAUUUUAAAUUAGACCUAGUCUAUAAUUACAAACCAUUCCAACAUAAUGAUGUCCCUACUAGUAUGCUGAGUCCUCGAUCAAUUGCUGACAUCAUACCUAUUACAAUGUGCUGAAACCCCGGUCUUUAUUUAUUGUUGCGUCGCCAUGUUUGUGCCAAAUAUAAGUUAUGUCUAUAGUGCAAUUCUGUCAAAUCAAUAGGCCAGUGUCACUAAAUCAAGGUUAGUAUUUAGUCAUCAUAGCAUGUACAUUGCAAUCUUGUCAGCACUGGCUGUAAGUGUGAUUUGGGGGAAGUAUACUAGUAUAGCUGUAAGUGUUAUUUGGGGGGAGUAUACUUGUAUAGCUGUAAGAGUGAUUUGGGGGGAGUAUCCUUGUAUAGCUGUAAGUGUGAUUUGGGGGGGGUAUACUUGUAUAGCUGUAAGUGUGAUUUGGGGAAAGUAUACUAGUAUAGCUGUAAGUGGGAUUUGGGGGGAGUAUACUAGUUUAGCUGUAAGUGUUAUUUGGGUGAAGUAUACUAGUAUAGCUGUAAGUGUGAUUGGGGGGAGGAUACUAGGAUAGCUGUAAGUGUGAUUUGGGGGGAGUAUACUAGUAUAGCUGUUAGUGUGAUUUGGGGGAGUAUACUAGUAUAGCUGUAAGUGUGAUUUGGGGGGAGUAUACUUGUAUAGCUGUAAGUGUGAUUUGGGGGGAGUAUACUAGUUUAGCUGUAAGUGUGAUUUGGGUGAAGUAUACUAGUAUAGCUGUAAGUGUGAAUUGAGGUGUGCAUACUUGUAUAGCUGUAAGUGUGAUUUGGGGGAAGUAUACUAGUAUAGCUGUUAGUGUGAUUUGGAGGGAGUAUACUAGUAUAGCUGUUAGUGUGAUUUGGGGGGAGUAUACUAGUAUAGCUGUUAGUGUGAUUUGGGGGAAGUAUACAAGUAUAGCUGUUAGUGUGAUUUGGGGGAGGUAUACAAGUAUAGCUGUUAGUGUGAAUUGAGUGAAGUAUACUAGUAUAGCUGUAAGUGCGAUUUGGGGGGAGUAUACUAGU
Mizuhopecten yessoensis (Yesso scallop) is the source of this 11896-nucleotide messenger RNA. Its product is annotated as zinc finger FYVE domain-containing protein 26-like. Gene Ontology annotation, molecular function: phosphatidylinositol-3-phosphate binding; metal ion binding. Bases 123 to 9737 code for a protein of 3204 amino acids. Gene Ontology annotation, biological process: mitotic cytokinesis; regulation of cytokinesis; double-strand break repair via homologous recombination. The transcript has 43 exons. NCBI's taxonomy places the organism in Eukaryota, Metazoa, Mollusca, Bivalvia, Pectinida, Pectinidae. Gene Ontology annotation, cellular component: lysosomal membrane; centrosome; midbody. The record is from RefSeq and is a predicted model, not a curated record.